This is a messenger RNA of Fusarium subglutinans, 1530 nucleotides long. RefSeq names its product C6 transcription factor. The transcript has 7 exons. The record is from RefSeq and is a predicted model, not a curated record. NCBI's taxonomy places the organism in Eukaryota, Fungi, Ascomycota, Sordariomycetes, Hypocreales, Nectriaceae. The coding region runs from base 1 to 1530 and encodes 509 amino acids.
AUGGCUGGACUCGAGUCUCCCAACGAGCGGGUUUCGUUUCUAUCGCGUGCGAUCGAGGCAAUCCAGGAACGCCUUCAAGUCAUCGAAAAGGCCUUUCUGGAUGUCUCAGAUAAGCCCAAAAACCCAAAUGAUGCAUCUCCCCACUCCAUCGCAACGAAUCAUGAGUCUCCCGCAAGUUUCACUACAUUCGAAGAAGACUCUUCGUUUAUCAAGGAGACAUCAGAAGCGAGCAGAUCUGCGACUAUCACCACGCCAUUGUGCGGCGUCACGAGUAGCUGGACCGACCAUGGUCAACUGGAACGUCUUUGCCAGAAGAUAUACUUUCCAGUUAGAGAAGUCCCCUCGGAGUCGAUGGCCUUGAUGCAUGGAAUGCUAUUUAACGUCAUCCAAGAGUUCUCUCAGCACAACAAUCCAGUCUUUGCUGCGUACAAUCUCAACGACUGCGCCGAUCAAUGCAAGAGGAAUUUCGAUCAAUAUUUAGAGCGCUAUGAAGGCCUGGUGAUACCGACACUCGAGAACAUCCAGACUGUUUCCAUGGCCGCAUCGAGGGCCCAAGACUACCUCUACGUAGUCAAUAAGACCCUAUCCCUUGUGUUGGGGCAAAGUUCCAAUUUUAACGAUAAUGACAUCGACGUUGAGCCAUUUUCGAUUUCUGAGAACCUAAAGCACUGGCCCUGGGACUUGUACACUAAUAUCACUAUCCGAUUCGCAAAGAUACAAGGUGAGGUCUAUGAUAAGCUCUACUCAACAAGCACAGCCAAGCACUCUCAGCGCGAACGAUCACAUAUCACCCAAGACCUAGCUAUGCGGAUAACAAGCCUGCGAGAAGAGCUGCAGUCGCUCAAAGCAUCCGACGCUUGCUAUUCCGACGUGCUGCAAAUGGCGAUGGAGAGCGCUGACCUUAUCACCUACGCCGUCCUAACGGUAGUGUACCGGGCUGAACUGGGCUUUGUUGACUCUGUCGAGAUAUCUUCACGGUGCUACAACGCUGUGAAAUUCAGUCUUGAGAGCCACCUUAAGUGCUUCACCAGCCUUGACACUCUCCUGUACCCAUCCCUUACACCCUAUGUCAUCGUUUUCACACAUGCCAUAGCUACAUCCGACGAAAUUGGCAUCGCACUCCUUCAGGACACGGUGAAACCUCUCGCCCGCCUUCAAGACCUUUCUCCAGGCUCCCGUCGUCUCUAUGAAGUAUGCCGGUCCUUUCUGAACGCUGCAGAAGCCAUCAUUAGCUCACAAAGAACGGUUGAUGGUCUGGAACAAAACGAGAAUGGCUCACUGAUCUUCACCAAGAACUCUUCUGAAACUCGGUCUUAUGGGCUGGGUUUCAAUGAGGGACUGCCUGCAACCUGGAGUGACGAUGCGAGCUUUGGUACUGUGGCAUCUGGCUCUUACAAUGGCUCCAACUCGGAUACAUUGCAGUUUUGGUCCAGUUGGCUUGGAUCAACUCAAUUCAUCACAGAUGCAUUGCAAUUGGACUUUACGGACGGCGGGUUGGGAGGGGCGUCUUACGAAGAAUAUUGGAGCUGA